GUCACAGCGCACCCCUCACACUGCCUAUUCCAAAGCCCUCUGGACGAGUCAUGCAGCUUUCCUUGGCCCCCGUUCUCGUCAUCUUUUCUGCCGCCGCUGCAGCCUCUGCGCUGCCAGCGCCUGACGCUCAGUGUGCAAGCUGUCCGAAAGCUAUCGCAAACCCUGCGGUGAACGUCACUGCUGGCGCUCCCAGCGACUAUUACCUUGUGGCCGCCAGCGGAGGUACCCCCGGCACUCCUUCGUUUUGCGGAUACAACAGCAACGCAUCCGUCAAUCCUGUAACAUGGCAGUUCUUCUGCUUCUACGAGGGAGCAGGGUCUGUCAGUGCGAAUCCUUCUGGUCUGUGCCCUUCGACAGCUUCGACCGUCAAUUGCGCCAGCCUGUGAACUCAAGAAAAUGAGUCGGCACGUCCUUGCAAAUGCCCUCUUCGAUGUUAGGCCCAUCAUUGCACUCCUUCGAUUGCAUCUCGCGCGUUCUUCGCUUCCAUCAGUUGUUAUCUCGGACUCGAACCUAGACUUUCACCAUCUCUCCUUGAUAGGCUAAAUUAGAACAUAGAUGGACACGAUCUUGAACUUUACUGUCGUACAUACGAGAGCCUUUCCAGACCGCACCGCAUUACAGCCUUUC
This is a messenger RNA of Punctularia strigosozonata HHB-11173 SS5, 627 nucleotides long. RefSeq lists its product as uncharacterized. The transcript is spliced from 3 exons. The record is from RefSeq and is a predicted model, not a curated record. Bases 51 to 386 code for a protein of 111 amino acids. Lineage: Eukaryota; Fungi; Basidiomycota; Agaricomycetes; Corticiales; Punctulariaceae.